UUUUCAUCACCAGGUUCGGACCUCCCGCCUCGCCUCAGCUCGAAAUGGACCCCAACUGCUCCUGCCCCACGGGUGGCUCCUGCACCUGCGCUGGUUCCUGCAAAUGCAAAGAGUGCAAAUGUGCCUCCUGCAAGAGGAGCUGCUGCUCCUGCUGCCCCGUGGGCUGUGCCAGGUGUGCCCAGACCUGCAUCUGCAAAGGGGCAUCGGACAAGUGCAGCUGCUGCGCCUGACUUGGGG
Messenger RNA from Ceratotherium simum simum (southern white rhinoceros), 237 nucleotides. RefSeq names its product metallothionein-1A-like. Gene Ontology annotation, molecular function: metal ion binding. Gene Ontology annotation, biological process: cellular response to cadmium ion; cellular response to zinc ion; detoxification of copper ion. NCBI's taxonomy places the organism in Eukaryota, Metazoa, Chordata, Mammalia, Perissodactyla, Rhinocerotidae. The record is from RefSeq and is a predicted model, not a curated record. Gene Ontology annotation, cellular component: nucleus; cytoplasm.